Eutrema salsugineum is the source of this 432-nucleotide messenger RNA. RefSeq lists its product as uncharacterized. The coding region runs from base 1 to 432 and encodes 143 amino acids. The transcript has a single exon. The record is from RefSeq and is a predicted model, not a curated record. NCBI's taxonomy places the organism in Eukaryota, Viridiplantae, Streptophyta, Magnoliopsida, Brassicales, Brassicaceae.
AUGUCUCUGGCCAUAAAAGUCUUCAUCCUCUUCCUUUUAGUCCAAUCUUCCAUGGCAAAAUAUUGGAUAGAUAAAAAUCCUUUUUCUAAGAUAAAACUAUUCAGACCGGACCCGUCGGAGAUUGACUAUUUCAGUAUCUUUACAGAUAUGAUUGGAGAAUGGCAAAGAGAAGCGGAUGAAAAAUACAAACUUCAGACAUCAACCAAUGACAUGGACCGAUCUAUAUUCCUACAAAACAAAGCUCGAGCUUAUAUUCGGCUUUGGGGGGCAUGGAAGAAUCAUAGGGGAUACCCUUACGGUGACUUGCGAAACAAGCUUCCAGGUGACUUGUGGCCAAAUCAAUUUCGUUACUAUUGUCGUCAAUCUGAGUGUAAAAAUCUCUUGUUCGAUCUUGUAGAUGGCCUUAGUACAGAAGCUGGCAUGCAUGAUUGA